AUGAGUUAUAUCAUCACGUUUCAAGAUCCUCCAAAACACUUAGAAAAUCUUGUUAAUCAAACUCAAAGUCGAUUAGUUCUAACAGAUACUCGAAUAUCUAAUCGAUUCGAGGUAACUGCUCUUAAAAUGAAUGUUGAUACAAUUAUUUUAAAUAAUAAUGAGAUUAAUAUGAAUGAAAGUUUUGAUAAAUUUUCAAAACUAAACAUCAAUAGAGACAAUAUAGCAUUCACAAUAUUUACAAGUGGUUCAACAGGAAUACCAAAAGCAGUUCAAAUAAGUCAUCGAAAUUUUACUGAAUUUAUAAAAUCAUUUUUACAUGUUGAUAUAAUACGAAAAUCUGAUAAUAUAAUACAAAUGGCUCGUUGUACAUUUGAUAAUCAUCUUUUAAGUCUUAUUGGUACGUUAACUAUUGGAGCAACAUUAAUUAUGCUUCGACCAGAAGGAAAUAUGGAUCUUAAUUAUCUUUCAAAGAUUCUUUACGACAAACAAAUUACUGUUGUGCAUUGUGUUCCUUCGUUAUUAAAUAGUUUAUUUACUUUUCUUAAAGAAAAUAAUCGUAUGUCAUCAGUACAAUGGUUACGUUCAUUAUGUAGUGGUGGUGAAACUCUCAGUGUUAAAUUAGCUAAUCUGUUAAAAAGUGUCGUUACAAAAGAAUGUCAAAUCCGUAAUCAUUAUGGUCCAGCAGAAAUUACCGUCAAUUGUUGUUGUUAUUUAAUUGAUUUCUAUAAAGAACAUGGAAAUAAUAUUCCAAUCGGUCAUUUUCUUCCUAAUUAUCAAUGGUUAAUUAUAGAUGAACAUUUACAAAAUGUAAAUAUUGGAUGUGAAGGAGAACUACUUGUUGGAGGUGUCGGUGUUUUUCCGGGAUAUCUUAAACGUGAUGAUAUAACUCAUAAAUCAUUAAUAGUUAUCGAUAAUAAUAUAUUUUAUCGCACAGGAGAUCUUGUUCAAAUAGAAUCUAAUGGUUUAAUUCGUUAUAAUAGUCGAAAAGAUCAUCAAGUUAAACUUCAUGGACAAAGAAUUGAAUUGACUGAAAUAGAACGAUGUUUGCUUAAUAUGUCAUCAAUAUNACUCAUAAAAUCGAUGUUUUUUUUAUGA
This is a messenger RNA of Adineta ricciae, 1095 nucleotides long. Lineage: Eukaryota; Metazoa; Rotifera; Eurotatoria; Adinetida; Adinetidae. The record is from the annotation of a GenBank genome assembly.